Aphanomyces astaci is the source of this 1514-nucleotide messenger RNA. RefSeq lists its product as hypothetical. The record is from RefSeq and is a predicted model, not a curated record. Gene Ontology annotation, molecular function: dolichyldiphosphatase activity. Gene Ontology annotation, biological process: lipid biosynthetic process; protein N-linked glycosylation. The transcript is spliced from 6 exons. Bases 49 to 1005 code for a protein of 318 amino acids. Gene Ontology annotation, cellular component: endoplasmic reticulum membrane; intracellular membrane-bounded organelle. NCBI's taxonomy places the organism in Eukaryota, Oomycota, Saprolegniomycetes, Saprolegniales, Verrucalvaceae.
GGGGGUUAAGUGGCCAUUCUUCACGCCGACGCCGCUGCUGUCGCUGCAAUGGGGUCCUUUCAGACGUGCGACACAUGCACAGGCGCUCCAACUACCACCACAGCCGCCGAUGACGAGGUGCAUCACAACGACAUCCCUCCUCUUCCAGUGGAGGACACAGAGUCGGGGGACGUACAAGUCCCGGCCAUGGCGGACGAUUCGUCAACUGACCUUGCCCCGACGGUGUUGCCAGCCACAACAAUCGACGAUGAUACGCUUCUCACUCCACACCCAGCGCGAUCUCCUCCUGCUGUAGACAUUUCUACCAGUGCUACGGUUGACGUGAACCAAACGCUUGCAUUGGAUCCAACCACGGCAGUCCCCACGACAACCCUCAUUGCAGCAGUUGCGUCCGCCGUGGCCACGGAGGUGGCAUCCCAGGCCAAGAAAGCCGUCGAAGCAGCCUCAUCAGACGCUGCGCUUCUCACUGGCGUAUCAGACUCGUCAUCCCAGCUCAAGAAACCAUUUUCGCUCACAUGGGUGAUGUACGACGUGGACGACCCACUGGGCCAGCUCUUGGCGCUUGUGACCCUCUCUCCAGUCUUCAUCAUGGUCAUGUAUGCCACGUUGCUCGUGUUCCAGCGAGACUUGCACAUCGCGUUCCUCUUGCUCGGCCAACUUCUCAACGAAGUGUUCAACCAAAUCCUCAAGCGAACGAUCGACCAAAAGCGGCCGGAUGGCGCCGACAUGGAGGAUGCCGGUAUGCCAUCCGCCCACUGCCAGUUCAUGGCGUUCUUCGCCACGUAUGUAGUCUUGUACACGUCCAACCGCAUGAGCAAGCGGCGCGAGUGGGAGCACAAAGUGGCCAUCGUGGGCGUCGUCGCACUGGCCUUGCUCGUGUUUGUGUCUCGCAUUCGAUUGGGGUACCACAGCGUGGCGCAAGUGGUGGUGGGCGCGACCGUUGGGACUGGCACGGGUAUCUUGUGGUACAUCUUUAUGGAAAAUGUACGUCCUUCACAAGACUAGUACUCUACUAGUACUACUACAUCAUGAAUCCUGCGAUGUGGUUUAUUGGUGGAAUGGGUACGUAGCUGGCGGUGCCUCUGUUUCCGUGGAUAGCAUCGUGGGAAGUGUGCCAGCGAUUGUACAUUCGAGACUGCUCGCACAUACCAGACCUGGUCGAGUUUCAUUACAAGAUGACCAUCCUCCGCGUCACAUCGACUGAGCCGCUAUCGUCUUCUACUUCGUCCCGCAACACCAAGUACCGCGGCAUGUAGCUAACCAACACUCAGUUGCAACUGCUGGCCCGUGUACACGUGUGUGAGCUGCACAGUAGUAGUCGUGUCUGCGGACUUGGGUUGAUUCAAUGGUUGGUGGGUGAUCGCAGCGACACCAGACGGUUCUAUGGCCAUCUAAUAGGCAAUACAGUAGUACAGUACAAGUCGUCACCGUAUGUCCUUACCUGGUUUUGGCGAAACACAAUCUGGUGGGGAAUCGCUCGACUGAGUCGAUGGCGGAUGUCCAGAUCAUCGAGG